AUGUACAUUUGAGAGAAAGCAAGGAUGGUCUGGAGAUGCACACACCGAUAGAACCCUGCACGAAUCACUAAAGAGGGCUCAAUAUGUGUGUCUGGCAGAAGUUAUAUCCACAGAAACAAGUCAAUCAGUAUUGUAUUGUGCAAUAUGUACUCUGGGAAGAGAGAGUUCCCUGUUAUAAGAGUCAUCAUGUUCAACUAUUAACUGAGGGCAAACUUUUUCUAGGAAAGUUUUGUCCCAGAGAUGGGGCCAACAUGGCAAUGUAAAAUGUUCCUCUCUCUGCCUUUCACUCUCCAAUGCUGAUUCUUGCUACCUGCUGGAGAAUUAUCUCAAAAAGAAGAUAUGGACAAAACAGAAAUUAAGACUUUUUGGCCUUUGUCUAGAUGAGAAAUUGUGAAAUAAAAAAUGUAAUACACAUAAAGUCCCACCAUUUAUAAUAUAGUCAGUGUUAAUAUAUGGUAGAAAUAAUAUCUCGAUGAUUAGAACAUAAGAACAUAAUUAGAACGUAAUUGCAUUAGAACUUGCUGCUUAUUAAACUGCGUUACAAAAGAUAUGUUGAAAUAAGCUGCAGGAAUCUAGUUUAGAAAAAUACAGAAACAGCAACAUUCUUAAUUGUUUAUGGCAGACUAAAUUGCAAAGGAAAAAUCAGAGAAUGGCCCAGUGCAACCAUUCAAAAGAGCUUUCUCUCCAGAGCACAUCAAAUGAGUCACUGAAUGCCACUGAGAUGCCAGUGGCGUGGGAUGAGACCACACUGCUAGGGCUGAAGAUCUUACUGGCAGUCGUUCUGUCUGUUAUAACUCUGGCAACCAUUCUUUCAAAUUCCUUUAUAAUUAUCACCAUUUUUCUCACUAGAAAGCUUCAUACACCUGCAAAUUAUCUCAUUGGCUCCUUGGCGGUGACUGAUCUCUUAGUUUCUAUCUUAGUAAUGCCAAUCAGUAUUGCUUAUACUGUCAGCCACUCGUGGACCAUUGGUCAAGUUAUGUGCGAUAUCUGGUUAUCGUCAGACAUCAUCUGCUGCACAGCCUCAAUCCUGCACCUCUGUGUUAUUGCACUGGACAGAUACUGGGCCAUCACAAAUGCUUUGGAAUAUGCAAAAUGUCGGACAGCCGGUAGAGCAACCCUCGUGAUAGCUGUUGUCUGGGUGAUCGCUGUUUGUAUUUCUAUGCCACCACUUUUCUGGAGACAGGCAAAAGCUCAUGAAGAAAUGGCAGACAGUACUGUGAACACUGAUCAGAUUUCCUACACAAUCUAUUCAACCUGUGGAGCUUUCUAUAUCCCGAUUGUGCUCCUUGUUAUACUGUGUGGGAGAAUUUACGUAGCAGCUCGAUCCAGGAUUCUUAAGCCACCUUCAAUAUAUGGAAAAUGAUUUACCAUAGCCCAACUGAUUACUGGCUCCACUGGGUCUUCUCUCUGCUCCAUUAACUCUAUCCUUCACGAGGGGCAUGCUCAUUCAGGGGGCUCCCCAGUAUUUAUCAAUCAUGUGAAAAUCAAACUGGCAGAUAGUGUCCUGGAAAGGAAAAGAAUUUCUGCUGCAAGAGAAAGGAAAGCCACAAAAACUCUGGGCAUUAUCCUGGGAGCUUUUAUUUUCUGCUGGCUGCCAUUCUUUGUUGUGACCCUGGUCCUGCCCAUCUGUCAGGAUGCCUGCUGGUUUCAUCCAAUCCUAUUGGACUUUUUUACGUGGCUAGGUUACUUAAACUCGCUUAUCAAUCCAGUCAUAUACACUGUUUUUAAUGAAGAGUUUAAACAGGCCUUCCAGAAACUAAUCCAGUUCAAAAAAUGUUCUUAG
Messenger RNA from Chrysemys picta bellii (western painted turtle), 1783 nucleotides. It is a transcript of the gene HTR1D, whose product is annotated as 5-hydroxytryptamine receptor 1D. The record is from RefSeq and is a predicted model, not a curated record. Gene Ontology annotation, biological process: G protein-coupled receptor signaling pathway, coupled to cyclic nucleotide second messenger; adenylate cyclase-inhibiting serotonin receptor signaling pathway; chemical synaptic transmission. Gene Ontology annotation, molecular function: neurotransmitter receptor activity; G protein-coupled serotonin receptor activity. Lineage: Eukaryota; Metazoa; Chordata; Testudines; Emydidae. Gene Ontology annotation, cellular component: plasma membrane; dendrite.